AGAAGGGUUUCACAGCAUUAAAAAAAUGGCAGAAACAUAGUGAGAACAGAGAGAAGAAGAAGGAAAAAAAAAAAGAAAAAGAUGUCAGGAGUCACUCAACAAGAAGAAGACAAGAAGCCCGCUGAUCAGGCUGGUCACAUAAACCUCAAAGUCAAGAGCCAGGACGGAAAUGAGGUGUUUUUCAGGAUUAAGAGAAGCACGCAGCUGAAGAAGCUCAUGAACGCUUACUGUGAUAGGCAGUCUGUGGACUUCAACUCUAUUGCAUUCCUGUUUGACGGACGUCGCCUCAGGCUCGAGCAGACUCCUGAUGAGCUUGAGAUGGAGGAUGGAGAUGAAAUCGAUGCUAUGCUGCAUCAGACUGGUGGAUAUUUGGGUUAGCUUUAUAUCGGAGGGUUAUGGCCAGCGUAAAUUAGAUUGUCUUCGGUUUAUAUUGGCCAAACUAUUUUGAAUGUAUUUUAGUUAUGAAUUGCUUAUGGAUGGUUAGACUUUGGGUCUUUAAUGCUAAUUAAUUAUCCUAUUAUUAA
Messenger RNA from Lycium ferocissimum, 524 nucleotides. Its product is annotated as small ubiquitin-related modifier 1-like. The transcript is spliced from 3 exons. The record is from RefSeq and is a predicted model, not a curated record. Gene Ontology annotation, cellular component: nucleus. Gene Ontology annotation, biological process: protein sumoylation. NCBI's taxonomy places the organism in Eukaryota, Viridiplantae, Streptophyta, Magnoliopsida, Solanales, Solanaceae. Bases 82 to 378 code for a protein of 98 amino acids. Gene Ontology annotation, molecular function: ubiquitin-like protein ligase binding; protein tag activity.